AUGACCACCCAGAUCCUUGUGUCAUCCGGAUUCCCGCGGUAUUCAUGUUUUUUUGGCCGACACAAAAGUUGCCUCCCUGUGCCACUCACCUUUGAUAGAUGGGGUUGCGUCUGCAGACUCCUCCCCGGAGUUUUUCAGUCCACGCAAUAUUUCUGGAGAGAGGAACCUACAAGAGCUUGUGGUGGCUGGGGGAGCGAGAGGAGAGAGACAGGGGGAGAGAGCGAGGGAAGGCGAAGGGGGCAGCAGGCAGGACGGCGGGGAGAGGUGGACGGACGAUGCGGGAGCCCCCUUGCCCUGGUCACUCGAACCGAAACAACUUUCCCCCACAGCCCUGCAAGUUGGGGCGUACCGGCUUCGCUCUUUCCGUGCUCGAGGUCCGCGAGGGAGCGCCGAGGAGCGGCGGCAAGCCUGGCAUCGGAGCUUCUGCCCGGCCGAAGUUGCUCUGGGCAGCGAGCCUCGGGCACAGCCGGAGCCCGACCUGCCUCGCACUCGGCGAUCGCCGCGCUCUGGAAGAUGUGGUGGCCCGCGGGGGUCCGGCAUGGAUGUAAUUUGCGAGUUUUGUUGCUGCUGGAACUGUGGCUGGUUUCGGCUGAAAUUAUGGAGCCCAUUUACUGGAAUUCGCUUAAUGAAAGAUUUCGUGAUGCUCAGGGCUACGUGCUGUACCCCCAGAUCGGUGACCGCAUGGACCUGAUCUGCCCGCGCUCCCACCCCCCCGAGGCCCACUCCACGCCCGAGUACGAGUACUACCGGCUGUACCUGGUGACCCAGGAACAGGCGGAGAGCUGCAACACCGUGAUGAGCCCCACCAUCCUGCUAACCUGUGACAAGCCCGAGACGGACACCCGCUUCACCAUCAAGUUCCAGGAGUUCAGCCCCAACCUGUGGGGGCUCGAGUUCAAACCACAGCACGAUUACUACAUCAUCACCACCUCGGACGGGAAUGCGGAAGGGCUGGAGAACCGGAACGGAGGGGCGUGUAAUACCAGGAAUAUGAAGGUCACUCUCAAAGUGGGCCAAGAUCCCAACGCUCCGCAGUUACCCCCGGGAACACACUCCCAGCCGGACAUGGAGUCCUCCAGCACCCAGCCCAGGCCGGACUUCGGUACAACUGCGGACAAAGCCAACUCAUCAGCCUCCCUGGGAAACAGCAGCAGGAACAUGGACCUUGGACCUGGCUCGGCCGCCCCCUCCCACACAGCGCUGAUCGCGGGCUCCUGCGGGGCGUCGGCCUUCCUGCUGCUCCUGGCAGCCGGCGGCCUGGCGCUAGUGUGUCACCGACGGAGGAGGAGGCUCCGCCGGGGUCAGCAGCCAGACAGCCUGAGGUCAGGCCUCCACCUCGGCACCCUGGGCACGCCCAAGCGGGGCGGUGGGGUCGGGGGCAGCGGCAACAACAACGGCUCGGAGCCCAGCGACAUCAUCAUCCCCCUCCGCAGCUCGGACAGUGCCUACUGUCCUCACUACGAGAAGGUCAGCGGAGACUACGGCCACCCGGUCUACAUCGUGCAGGAGAUGCCGCCCCAGAGCCCCGCCAACAUCUACUACAAGGUGUGAGGCUCCCUUGUCAGGGGACGCGAGGUGAAGGGGAGGGUGCAGGAAUCACACAGGAGGACUGCAGUGAGAGAGGGCCUGCAGGACUUGGAGAAGUUCCCUUUGAUUUGCUCCAUCCCCGAAAACCACAAGACUGCAAAUCCAGAGGGCCCCGCACCAGCUGACGCCAUUUCACCAACGUUUUGCUCACUGGGGAGAAGUGUCACCCCUCACUCACCUGUACUGUACUGGUCCCUUGCCAAAUUUUCAGACACAGAGUGAAUCUCCCUCCACACUGUCCCAUCACACACUCCCGGGGUCAGACACAGAGUGAAUCUCCCUCCACACCGUCCCAUCACACACUCCCGGGGUCAGACACAGAGUGAAGCUCCCUCCACACCGUCCCAUCACACACUCCCGGGGUCAGACACAGAGUGAAUCUCCCUCCACACUGUCCCAUCACACACUCCCGGGGUCAGACAGAGAGUGAAUCUCCCUCCACACCGUCCCAUCACACACUCCCGGGGUCAGACACAGAGUGAAUCUCCCUCCACACCAUCCCAUCACACACUCCCGGGGUCAGACACAGAGAGAAUCUCCCUCCACACCGUCCCAUCACACACUCCCGGGGUCAGACACAGAGUGAAUCUCCCUCCACACCGUCCCAUCACACACUCCCAGGGUCAGACACAGAGUGAAUCUCCCUCUACACUGUCCCAUCACACACUACAAGGAUCAGACACAGAGUGAAACUCCCUCCACACUGUCCCAUCACACACUCCCGGGGUCAGACACAGAGUGAAUCUCCCUCCACACUGUCCCAUCACACACUCCCGGGGUCAGACACGGAGUGAAUCUCCCUCCACACCGUCUCAUCACACACUCCCGGGGUCAGACACAGAGUGAAUCUCCCUGCACACCGUCCCAUCACACACUCCCGGGGUCAGACACAGAGUGAAGCUCCCUCCACACCAGCCCAUCACACACUCCCGGGGUCAGACACAGAGUGACCCUCCCUCCACACCGUCCCAUCACACACUCCCGGGGUCAGACACAGAGUGAAUCUCCCUCCACACUGUCCCAUCACACACUCCCAGAGUCAGACACAGAGUGACCCUCCCUCCACACCGUCCCAUCACACACUCCCGGGGUCAGACACAGAGUGAAUCUCCCUCCACACCGUCUCAUCACACACUCCCGGGGUCUGACACAGAGUGAAUCUCCCUCCACACUGUCCAAUCACACACUCCUGGGGUCAGACACAGAAUGAAGUUCUGUCCUAUCCUGGGAUUCCAUUCCCUUCCUCAAUAAUGAGCUCGGAGUUAUUAUUUGCAUCAUUGCAGACAAGUGUUCGGCCUGUCGUCUGGCCGAGUGUGGCUGACUCCUGACCUAUGUUGAUGGUUGGGUUCUUGCUGGCUGCUGGCUGAGAGGGAGGGGCUGGUGACAACUGCACCAACUCUGCUCAAAUUUGCUCGGGCUCAGUGUGUAGAACAAGGUGUCCCACACCCUUGGACUCCUCCUCCCAGGAGCAGGGGAGGGACUGGGAGUUGUGUCUGUUUUGCCCAGACUGUGCAUGGAGUGAGGCAUCCCCCACCCUUCAGAACUCCCUGAACUGUGAACACUGCCCUCCACACAAGGGUGGAGAUUCACUCUUCUCCCCUCCCCCCUUACCACCACCUACAUCUCGUUGUCACUUCACUACCUCCCUUCCUCAGACAGCUUUCUGCGCUAUCCUCUCUUCAUUUCUCUCCUUCCCACUUCCCUGCUUCUCUUUCCCCCUCUGCCCACUCUCUCCUCACCUUCUGCCUCUCGCCUCUUGCUCCCCCCCACCUUAACCCAAUAUCCAUCUCUAUCUAUCACACUCUCCCUCGAAACUUCUCUCUCACUCUCUACUCCACCUCCUGCUCCAUCUCUUCUUUCCCGUCUGUCUCUGCACGCUCAUCCCAUCCUCGUCUCUCCUUCCACAAAGGUUCGUUGUGUGGAUGUAAGGAUCCGUGUGUGGCAGCCAAACCUCCCCAACUCUUUUAUAAACUCCGUGUAUUUUUGAGAAAAGAGAUGACUUGGCUGAGCCCUCGACUCGUUUUACACACUGUUUGUAAGUGAUGUACAUAAUUACAUUUUGUACCCUUUUUUAAUUCUUGUAAAAAAAAACCCGUUUCCCUUGACUGAAAAAUGCGCGUAGAUUUUAAAUUAUGCAAAAAAUACUUAAAAAAACAAAUUAGCACUGGAUUCAACAAAAAAGGAGGUUGUGUUUGGUGUAAAAUUAAUUUUCAGAAUUGCAAAUGUGUCUGCUUUUUGAGUGACCAGGAAUCUGUUUCAUUGUUAAUUUCGGUUCUGUUCGCGAAUGGAUUACUGAUGUUUUUUUUUGUAAUUGAUAAACUCACUGGACUUACUGUCAAUAAAUGAGUUUUUUUU
Messenger RNA from Hypanus sabinus (Atlantic stingray), 3942 nucleotides. RefSeq names its product ephrin-B2-like. The record is from RefSeq and is a predicted model, not a curated record. The transcript is spliced from 6 exons. Gene Ontology annotation, molecular function: ephrin receptor binding. Gene Ontology annotation, biological process: ephrin receptor signaling pathway; axon guidance. Bases 1 to 1551 code for a protein of 516 amino acids. Gene Ontology annotation, cellular component: plasma membrane. Lineage: Eukaryota; Metazoa; Chordata; Chondrichthyes; Myliobatiformes; Dasyatidae.